AUGUUCCACACCUUCCAGAGUGCUGCCGCCAUGCCGGGCUCGGCAGACGGCGGAGACGGCGUGAAACCCUCCCGCCAGAACUCGCGCCGCAUCUCCACCACCAACGCCUGCGUCGAGUGCCGCCGCCGCAAGAUCCGCUGCGAUGGCACCCAGCCAUGCGGCCAGUGUAUGUGGUACCAGCACCCCGAGCUUUGUAGCUACUCGAAGCCCGCCCAGCGCGUUGUACCCUCACGCAAGCUCGUCGAAAAGCUCCAGGGCCAAAUCGACCAGCAGAGACUGGUCCUGGAACGAUUGUUUCCCGGAAAGGACCUCGAGGCCCUCAGUUCAACGCCACGAGAGGAGCUCCUCAAUUUGGCCCUCACGCUUCCGGCCCCUUCCGCAACUUCCCCUGCUGCAUCCAUUCCUCAGACCGCCUCGGAACCCACACCUGACUCAGACGGACCGGAGAGUCUGGAAGCGGCGCUGGAGGCUGCUCCCGACGAGAAUCCGGAGUGGGAUGAGGCCAGGAAGCAUCAGAUGAAGAUCCAGGGCAUCUCCGACGAUGUCAACGGCCUGUCGCUGUCAGUGGACCGCCCGUCCUCCUACGUCGGCGUCUCGUCCAUGACGGCCGCCCUCAAGGUCAUAGUGCGGACUGCUCCCAUCGCCAAGUCCUACAUCAACUACAAGCAGACCGAGACCGCUCUCCCCAGCCGCAGCGGCACGCCCCCGCCCGAACUUCGAGAUGCCAACCCCAACGCCCUCCCCAACGUGGAGACCGGCCUGGAUCUCAUUGACAACUACUUCGAACGAGUCCACCCGUUCUUCCCCAUGGUCGAGGAGUCCAAGUUCCGCGCAGCCUACAUUCGACAGCAGCGGUGGGACUCGGCCUGGCUCGCUCUGCUCAACAUGGUGUUCGCGCUGGGCUCGCUGGCAUCUUCCACGGCGGACAACGAAGCUCAUUACAUUUUCUUCACGAGAGCGCGCAAGCACCUGAGCCUGGAGACAUUUGGAAGCGGGAAUCUCGAGGUCCUUCAGGCACUCGGCAUGAUGACGGGGUACUACAUGCAUUACCUAAACCGCCCCAACGAAGCGAGCUGCCUAAUGGGAGCCACGCUGCGAAUGGCCACCGGCUUGGGUUUGCAUCGAGAAUACUCCAGCCCUGCUUCGCCCAACCCGAAGGUCAACGGCUUGUCCAAGUUAAAGACGGAUAUUCAGAUUGCGGAGACCCGCAGACGCACCUGGUGGAGUCUCUUCUGUCUGGAUGUUUGGGCAUCUACGACAACGAGCAGACCUUCGCUAGGCCGCAUCAGCUCUGCAGUCACAGUGCUGCCGCCUGGAAAGGUCUUGGAGGAUCCAUCAUCAAGUCCCGAGAACUUGCAGGACUUGAGAGUACUGCCGUUGAUCUACAACAUUGAGUUCUGCAAGAUUGCUUCGAGGAUCCAAGACACACUUGCCACCUCGCCGCUUCUCAAAUACGAAGAUCUAGUUCAAAUUGACACCGACCUCGUCAACUGGCAGAGCAAUCUACCCUCUAUCUUGGCAACCAAUGAACCAUGCCCGGAGUCUCUUCGUGUGCCCCGGUCGGUCAUGAAGUGGCGGUACGAGAACCUUCGUGUUGUGCUGCACAGGCCAUUCCUGCUGAGCACUGCUCUCAAACGCACCCCUUUCGCCAACCUUAGCGCCGAGGAGAAAGUGGCUGUCGGGAAGUGCCGCGUCAUUGCGGCCCAGAAUAUCGAAGACAUCAGCAAAGAAUGCACGCCUGAUCUGAUUUCGGGCUGGAACGCGGUUUGGUUCUGUUUCCAGGCCUGCAUGAUCCCGCUGAUAAGUUUGUUCGCUGAUAUCAGCAACCCUGACGAGGUCGCCAAGUGGCGCAGUCAAAUCGAGAUGGCGCUGGCCUUUUUUGACCGGAUGGAAAGGUACAGUGUGGCCGCAAAGAAGAGUAGAGAGGCCAUUGCACGGCUGGCUGAAGCCAGCAAGGUCAAUCAAGAACACCUGGAGGAGCAGAUGAGACAGCGGCAGCAGUUGUGGGAACAACAACGUGCCGCGAGCGCGCAGGCAGCUCAACAACAGCAGCAGCAACAGCAAAUUCAGGAGCAGCAACAGCAACAGCAACAGCGCAGCCCGAGCAACCCAGGGAUGGGCAUCAACCCGAAUCAGCCGUUCCCGCCGGGGCUGCUCGGCGGGCAGCAGCCGUUCCCGAACAUGAGCGGCAUGUCGGGCAUCGGCAUGGGGGUGUGGCCGCCUGCUGAGAUGGGGGGCCAGGGCGGGCCGUCCAGCCUCGGAUCUCUGUCGGGUUUCUGGGACGAGAUGAUGUGGGACACGUUCCCCGAGAUCUCGGAAGAUCCGUUCGGCAGCUUCAACGGCGAGUUCGACUUCCCGCCGGCGAGCCAGGAUACAGGUGGGGCACCUUGCUGGCAACUGGGCAACUGA
Lasiodiplodia theobromae is the source of this 2409-nucleotide messenger RNA. RefSeq names its product Fungal specific transcription factor. Gene Ontology annotation, molecular function: RNA polymerase II cis-regulatory region sequence-specific DNA binding; DNA-binding transcription factor activity, RNA polymerase II-specific; zinc ion binding. The record is from RefSeq and is a predicted model, not a curated record. Gene Ontology annotation, biological process: DNA-templated transcription; positive regulation of transcription from RNA polymerase II promoter by galactose. NCBI's taxonomy places the organism in Eukaryota, Fungi, Ascomycota, Dothideomycetes, Botryosphaeriales, Botryosphaeriaceae. Bases 1 to 2409 code for a protein of 802 amino acids. The transcript is spliced from 4 exons. Gene Ontology annotation, cellular component: nucleus.